Molecule: messenger RNA, 3336 nt
Organism: Homo sapiens (human)
Lineage: Eukaryota; Metazoa; Chordata; Mammalia; Primates; Hominidae
Gene: TTC12
Product: tetratricopeptide repeat domain 12
Exons: 22
Coding region: 1132-3249 (705 amino acids)
Cellular component (GO): cytoplasm
Source: RefSeq, marked validated
ACUGCGCCAUUUCCUGUCCAAAGCUGGGCGAAUCAGGUCGGUGCCGCGGGGUACCCCGGAAUCCCCCCUGGGAGCUGGUCCUGCACUGGCCUUCAGAGCCGAGCAGAGGACGCUGCUUUGGGCCCCAGAGCAUGGGAAGGUCUUGGCUGCGGUCUGGGACGGCUGCGGUCUGGGACCUGCAUGGAGGGCCCGGGACUUGCGGACGCCUGGGAGCGGUUGCUGGGCAACAGUGCGUGCGGCCUGGCCUCUUUGCGCCCGGCGGGCAGCGCGCGUCUGGGGCAGGCUCCGCGCGGGGCUCGGGCACAGGUCCCCGCUGCCGCAGCCCUACCGAGUGAAGCACUGAGCGCGGCGCCGCUUCGCCAUCACCUGGCUCUGGCCCUCUCACCCUAGCGUAGGGGGGCACUGGCCAGGCAGUGAGGACCCUGAGAUCCAUGCCCUGGGAGACAGAGGUUGUCUCCUGUCCAUGCACCCGCGCGCCUGCCUUCUAACCUUCAUACCGUUGGGCAGAUUAAUUCACUGGACUAGGCCUCUGUUCCGUGGGAGUUGAAAAGAUUUGACCUGGAAGAAACCCUAGCGAUUAUUCAGUUAAGCCGCAACCCCACCCCCUGUUUUAUAUAGGUAAGGGUGCUUCACGGUGAGGACUCGUCGCGUGCCUGGUGCUUUACAUCAGUCCCCAGAAUAGUCCUCGUAGUUUCUCUCUUACUGUUCCCAUAGUAUGGGUGAGGACUCUGAGGCUCGGAGAGGUUGUGAAUUUAGCCAGAAUCACACAGCUUGUAACUGGUGGAGAUGAGGACACUGAGACUCGAUUAAAUCACUCGUAGUUUGUUCGUGGCAGAUUACGUGUUAGAAGCGUGUUACACUACUAUGAAACCUGGCCAUAAAUGAGAAUCACCUGGAAAGUGUUUAAAAUCUAUAUUCGUGUCUGGGCAAUGUCCCGGGUUUACUGACUUGAAAUCUCGGGCUACGGCUGAGGAAGCUGUAUAUUUAACAAUCUUCCCGAUGAUUUUUAUGAUCUGUGGAUGAACCACUGAGUACUGCUGGGUACACCACGGGGCCUUCUCGCACAAAAACAACUGUAAAAUAAUAUCUGAGGUACCUAGAGCAGAAGAGACGCUGGGAUUCCGGUUCACAAUGGAUGCUGAUAAAGAGAAAGAUUUGCAGAAAUUUCUUAAAAAUGUGGAUGAAAUCUCCAAUUUAAUUCAGGAGAUGAAUUCUGAUGACCCAGUUGUGCAACAGAAAGCUGUCCUGGAGACAGAAAAGAGACUACUGCUUAUGGAGGAAGACCAGGAGGAGGAUGAAUGCAGGACCACCUUGAACAAGACUAUGAUCAGUCCUCCACAAACUGCUAUGAAGAGUGCAGAAGAAAUAAACUCAGAGGCCUUCUUGGCAUCUGUGGAGAAGGAUGCAAAGGAACGAGCCAAGAGAAGAAGGGAAAACAAAGUCUUGGCGGAUGCCCUAAAAGAAAAAGGGAAUGAAGCAUUUGCUGAAGGCAAUUAUGAAACAGCUAUCCUGCGCUACAGUGAGGGUUUGGAGAAGCUGAAGGACAUGAAAGUGCUGUACACCAACCGAGCCCAGGCUUAUAUGAAACUUGAGGACUAUGAGAAGGCACUGGUGGAUUGUGAGUGGGCUCUCAAGUGUGAUGAAAAAUGCACAAAAGCAUAUUUUCACAUGGGAAAAGCCAACCUGGCCCUGAAGAACUACAGUGUGUCUAGAGAGUGUUAUAAGAAGAUCUUAGAAAUAAACCCCAAGCUGCAAACCCAGGUGAAAGGUUACCUGAAUCAAGUAGAUCUUCAGGAAAAAGCAGACCUUCAAGAAAAGGAAGCCCACGAACUGCUGGAUUCAGGAAAGAACACAGCCGUGACCACCAAGAACCUCCUGGAGACCCUUUCCAAGCCUGACCAGAUCCCCUUGUUCUAUGCUGGGGGGAUUGAGAUCCUGACUGAAAUGAUAAAUGAGUGCACAGAACAAACUUUAUUCAGAAUGCACAAUGGAUUUAGUAUCAUCAGUGACAACGAGGUCAUAAGAAGGUGUUUUUCCACAGCAGGAAAUGAUGCAGUUGAAGAAAUGGUCUGUGUGUCUGUUCUCAAGCUCUGGCAAGCAGUGUGCAGCAGGAACGAGGAAAACCAGCGUGUGCUAGUGAUACACCAUGACAGGGCCAGGCUGUUGGCCGCCCUCUUGUCCUCCAAGGUCCUGGCCAUCCGGCAGCAGAGCUUUGCCCUGCUGCUGCAUCUCGCCCAGACUGAGAGCGGACGGAGCCUGAUCAUCAACCACCUUGACCUGACCAGAUUAUUGGAAGCGCUGGUGUCAUUUCUUGAUUUCUCGGAUAAGGAGGCCAACACUGCUAUGGGACUGUUCACAGACUUGGCUCUGGAAGAAAGAUUCCAAGUCUGGUUCCAGGCCAACCUUCCAGGUGUUCUCCCUGCACUCACAGGCGUUCUGAAGACAGAUCCCAAGGUAAGCAGCUCCUCGGCUCUGUGCCAGUGCAUUGCCAUCAUGGGAAACCUCAGUGCUGAGCCCACUACCCGAAGACACAUGGCGGCCUGUGAGGAAUUUGGGGAUGGCUGCUUGAGCCUCCUGGCCAGGUGUGAGGAGGAUGUGGACCUGUUCAGAGAGGUUAUCUACACACUCCUGGGACUCAUGAUGAACCUGUGUCUUCAGGCUCCCUUUGUCUCUGAGGUUUGGGCUGUGGAGGUGAGCAGAAGGUGCCUGUCUUUACUAAACAGCCAGGAUGGAGGAAUCCUGACAAGAGCUGCUGGUGUUCUGAGCCGGACCCUUUCUUCCUCUCUGAAAAUUGUUGAGGAGGCCUUGCGAGCAGGAGUGGUAAAGAAAAUGAUGAAAUUCCUGAAGACAGGAGGUGAGACUGCAUCACGUUAUGCUAUAAAGAUACUAGCUAUCUGCACGAAUAGUUAUCAUGAAGCUCGGGAAGAAGUAAUAAGACUGGAUAAAAAGUUGAGCGUUAUGAUGAAGCUGCUCAGCUCGGAGGAUGAGGUUCUGGUGGGCAACGCUGCCCUCUGCCUUGGUAACUGCAUGGAGGUGCCCAACGUUGCGUCUUCCCUGCUAAAGACGGACCUUUUGCAGGUCUUGUUAAAGCUUGCAGGCAGUGACACACAGAAGACGGCCGUGCAGGUGAACGCAGGCAUUGCUCUGGGGAAGCUGUGCACAGCUGAGCCCAGAUUUGCUGCUCAACUGAGAAAGCUUCAUGGCCUAGAAAUUCUCAACUCUACGAUGAAAUACAUCAGUGAUUCUUGAGAGAGACAGGGUUUGUGUGCAUUUGGGGAACACACAGAUGCACACCGUGUGUUGUUCCUAUGCUAAUAAAGACCUUUGAUGUAUCCA